This is a messenger RNA of Hypanus sabinus (Atlantic stingray), 2496 nucleotides long. Its product is annotated as glucosamine-6-phosphate isomerase 1. Gene Ontology annotation, molecular function: glucosamine-6-phosphate deaminase activity; identical protein binding. Lineage: Eukaryota; Metazoa; Chordata; Chondrichthyes; Myliobatiformes; Dasyatidae. Bases 375 to 1226 code for a protein of 283 amino acids. Gene Ontology annotation, biological process: N-acetylglucosamine catabolic process; N-acetylneuraminate catabolic process; carbohydrate metabolic process. The record is from RefSeq and is a predicted model, not a curated record. The transcript has 7 exons. Gene Ontology annotation, cellular component: cytoplasm.
UCCUAGUUCCCAUCUCAAGCACUUUACUGCCAUGCUGGACAAAUCUGGCGCUCCACCCCUCCAUUCAGUUAAACCGAGCACCGCCACUUGCUGUUAUCUGCAGAAUGUCCUUACGGUUAAUUGCAAUGAGUCAUGAAAUAUCUAGCUGCUCUCUUAACCUUUGAAUUUUGAUGGAUAUUAAUUUGCUGAAGGUAAAGGGACAAAGUGCAAGGGACACAAGAGACUGAAGAUUUUAAAACCUGAAGUCAUAAACAAGUUGCUGGUGAAACAGUGGGCUGAGCAGCACUCUUACUGCAAAUGUCUAGUACCAGAAAGUUUUCAUUUAAGAAAGUGAUUUGAUCUUUGCUGCUCCUCAAUUCUUCAAGAAAACAGCAAUGAAAUUGGUUAUAUUGGAGGACCACACCAAAGCCAGUGAAUGGGCUGCAAAAUAUAUCCGGAAUCGGAUCGUCCAAUUCAACCCUGGUCCAGGCAGAUAUUUCACCUUGGGGCUGCCAACUGGAAGCACUCCAUUGGGAAGCUAUAAAAAGCUAAUUGAAUAUUAUAAGAAUGGAGAUCUAUCCUUCAGAUAUGUAAAAACUUUUAACAUGGAUGAAUACGUAGGCCUUCCGAAGGGCCAUCCGGAAAGCUACCACUCUUUCAUGUGGAAUAAUUUCUUUAAACACGUGGAUAUCCUGGCAGAAAAUACGCAUAUCCUGGAUGGAAAUGCUCCAGACCUGGAGGCCGAAUGCAAUGCUUUUGAGGAGAAAAUUAAGGCGGCAGGAGGAAUUGAGCUGUUUGUUGGCGGUAUUGGUCCAGAUGGUCACAUUGCUUUCAAUGAACCAGGGUCCAGUCUUGUAUCUCGCACCAGAGUGAAGACGUUGGCAAUGGAUACAAUAUUGGCCAAUGCUAGAUUCUUCAAUGGAGAUUUGACUAAAGUCCCUACUAUGGCUUUGACAGUUGGUGUGGGCACAGUAAUGGACGCCAGGGAGGUGCUGAUUCUCAUCACGGGAGCUCAUAAAUCCUUGGCUCUGUACAAAGCAAUAGAAGAUGGUGUAAACCAUAUGUGGACUGUGUCUGCACUUCAGCAGCACCCCAAGGCACUGUUUGUGUGCGAUGAAGAUGCCACAUUGGAACUCCGUGUAAAAACAGUCCAGUAUUUUAAAGACCUGUCGCAUGUUCACAAUCAGCUUGUAGAGCCGUUGUACAGUAUGAAGCAAAAUGGUGCCGUUAAGGAAGCAGCUUGCUAGUCUUAAGGAAGACUUUUGAUCUGCAGGACCUUCCACAGAAAGCAGUACUUCUGCCUGAUUAACUGAAGAAAAUCUGGCCUGAGAUGUUAAGAUAAAUGACCCUGGUGCUUUACUUGUGUUAACAAUGAAAACUUUUAUUUUUGUGGCGAGGACAGUGAUGGAAUGUACCUUAAACCAGAAUUGACGAGAAUGGUGUUCACAACCUGUUCAAUGAUUUAUAUUGAUGAAUUGAGCAACUUGCAGCUUGGAUCUUCUGGAUCACAAUUUUGAAAUGCUUCUUUUAAUACAGUUAGAAAAAUCUGAAAAGCUAUUAAUUCUGCAAGUUAAAGUUGAGGGUUUGCCGACUAACGAGGACAAAGCCAUAAUGAUUUAAAUGUUAUUAAAAAUGAUCUUGCACAGAAGUCACUGAAGUACUGUGAAGUAUCAUUGUUUCAAGUAUUACUAUACAUUGAAUUGUAAUUCAGUCAUCAUGUUUUAUUCCUGUUAUAGUUUCUUAGUAAAAAUCACCUCCCAACAUGGGCAAAUUUACCAUUGCUUUUUGAUAACUUUUACUGAUAAUAUCUUUAUUGAACAAGACUUAAGAAAUCCCUGCAGUCCAUCUGGUUAAUGCUUAAAAACCGAUAAACUGCUAUAUCUCUCAAUGCCUUUUCUGCUAUAUUGCCAAUCAGCCAUCCCAUAUUUGCUAUAUUUCUCUUCAGUUCCCCUAGGCACUGUUCCACAGAACCGUGAGUUUCUGUGGACAUAGUGACUGCACAGAACUACACACACAACUGAUGAAGGGUUUUGAAUCCUGUUGAAGAAUCUCGGCCCAAAGCAUUGACUGUUUAUUCCCCUCCAUAGAUGUCUGACUUAAUGAGUUCCUCCAGCAUUGUAUGUAUGUUACACACACAACUCCUUGUUUGCAUGUGGUUUUAUGCCAAAUGUUUGCUGUGUUGGGUCACAAUAGAAAGAAUUUUGCAAUGGGCAAUUCAGUGAAGUAUAGAAGCUUCGGUAUUUUUCUCCCCCUAAAGUUUGAACUGAAUUGUGGGAUUGUUGUGUACUGUUACAGCACUUUGCACUGGUUACUGGCUAGUUAGUAUUUCAACGUGUUUACUUAAAGGAUUCUGUGUGUGUCUGAAGGCUAAUUAAUACAGAAAAGAUAUAUUUUAUGAAAACGUGAAGAAAAUCGUUGGAGCAGAAUUAAUUGAAGUAAACCAUAUUGCCAUGUUGUUUCAUUGUCAAUUUUCUGAUUCUCUUUUGAAAAACAAUAAAGAUAUGUUGCUUUUUAACA